Oldenlandia corymbosa var. corymbosa is the source of this 1353-nucleotide messenger RNA. The record is from the annotation of a GenBank genome assembly. NCBI's taxonomy places the organism in Eukaryota, Viridiplantae, Streptophyta, Magnoliopsida, Gentianales, Rubiaceae.
AUGACAUACUCUCAAGAAGGAAAAAAAAAGGGAAGGGUCGAUAUCAGUUCUUCUACUAUGUCGGAAGCGGAAAGUGCUUCCCCAAAUUCUGAUCAAUUGUUUGAUCAAAUUUGUGUUGAAUACAGCAAGUUGGUCCAGGAAAAUGGGAAGAGCUCACUGGCAGGAUUCUGUAAUUCUAAAAGAAGAUUGAGCGCGGGGUCAGCACACCCAGGCCAUCAAAACUCCGUGUGCGAGGGCUCGAAGCUAAUCUUGGAAAAGACACAGUCUUCUUUGCUGGGGUUGAAGAUAGAGACAAGGAGUCUUGAGAUUCUAGGGUUCCCAGAAGGCGCAGCCUGCCCUUCUUUGAUUCAGGCUCAUAAUAGGGAAUACCCUAACCCCGGGAACCGGGGCCUGGCCAUCCUUCGUUUGCAGUCGACGUUCCGGCUUUGCCCGUCGACAGCCAAAUCUUUCGAUCUCUGCCCUAGUUACCUGCGGGUCGGGCCGGUCAGAUCAAGGAGGAGGUGUUCCAGAAAUGUCUGCGGUCGACAUGUUUUUUUUUACCGACGCCCAAAGAAAAUAUUUUUAGAUACAGUGAACCCCUCAUUUCGUAUACUACACUCGAUCCCCUAUUGCCUUUUCUUAAUCCCCAAGCAUGAAAGUAGAUCUAUUACGACCAGCGCGAAAUCGAGAAAUGUCUACUGCAAUAGAAGCCUGCUUCGGCGGCGCUUUUUCGCCUUCUCUUCGCUCUGGACAAGAGCGCUAGUGGACACGGGGGGGGAGCAGGCGAAGCGUGUCGUUCGUAAUGGAAAGAAAGAUACCACUACUUCGCCUCUUUGUUGGAAUUAUUCCAAGUAUUUCAGCUGGAACAGCUAUCGGUACGUGAGCUGGGUUCAGAACGUCAAUAUAUCAUCUCUUGCUACGGAGCCCGCAAGGGGGUUGUGGAUACUGCUAUCUACGCUCUUAAGCACACCCAUUGGCAUUGACUGCAUGGGAUCGAAAGACUUCCGGUUUCCACUUUCCACAGGGCUCCCUCGUUCCGUAUAUGAGUUCUUUCGAAUUUGUCGUCAACAGGGGUUAGCUCCGCAGCCGGUCUACAAGCCAAGCAAGGUCGGAAAUGUUAAAGAGGCGGGAAUCGGCGGGGACCUUUCUACCGCCUCUGUCUAUCUCCUCGGAGUAGCAGGGUUUUUCGGACGUUUUCUAGGAUCAGAAGGAACCGCUAUAAUGACCACUACGUGUCUUUCAUUCUCUGCGAUCUUAUCUUUGAUUGCUUUUUAUGAAGUCGCACCGGGAGCUAGUGCUUGCUAUCUAAAAAUUGCUCCAUGGAUCUCAUCGGAAAUGUUUGAUGCUUCUUGGGGCUUCUUUGGCGAUUCAUAA